UCCCGGUCCCGAUAGGUGUAUUUUACGAUUUAAGUAUGAGGAAAGUUUGGAGUAUAUGCUGAUUACACAGCACAGUUGCAUCACGGAAGGGGAGCUUCCGUGGGAAUCCGAGGGUGCGAUAAGCUCCGAUCGCUCGAAUGAGGUGUUUGUUUUUGUGUGUUCCCAUCGUUCUCGUGAUGGUCGUUGUGGAUACUGUGGUGCCGUUUUGGUGGAGCUUUUGCGCCAGUCGAUUAGGGCCAAGAAGGGCGAUGAUGAAACCAUUCACGUGUACCCGUGUUCCCACGUUGGAGGGCAUAUCUACGCUGGAAAUGUCUUGAUGUACACAAAUCAUGGAGGCAUAUGCUUUGGCUGCUUUACUGCAGCUCAUGUGGAUGCAUUUGUGGAUUUUCUUAUGGGGGGCGUGGCGGAACUCCCGGCCUCGCUGCAGCAACGUGUUCGGGGCAGAAUUGGCUACACAAAGGUAAACUCCAGGUGCUGCGUCAUGUAG
Messenger RNA from Trypanosoma cruzi, 487 nucleotides. RefSeq lists its product as uncharacterized. The transcript has a single exon. The annotation marks the transcript as partial. NCBI's taxonomy places the organism in Eukaryota, Euglenozoa, Kinetoplastea, Trypanosomatida, Trypanosomatidae. The record is from RefSeq and is a predicted model, not a curated record.